Platichthys flesus (European flounder) is the source of this 3904-nucleotide messenger RNA. It is a transcript of the gene mkln1, whose product is annotated as muskelin 1, intracellular mediator containing kelch motifs. Gene Ontology annotation, molecular function: protein binding. Gene Ontology annotation, cellular component: cytoplasm. Bases 61 to 2340 code for a protein of 759 amino acids. The record is from RefSeq and is a predicted model, not a curated record. NCBI's taxonomy places the organism in Eukaryota, Metazoa, Chordata, Actinopteri, Pleuronectiformes, Pleuronectidae. The transcript has 18 exons.
GUCACUAACGCAGCUCACCCCGUGGUAGGCUCCCGCUGCUUGUUAUCUUCUGUCAACAAGAUGGCUGUCGUUCCUGAGAGCAGAGUUCUAAGUUUUAGCGUGUUCAAAUGGAGCUCUUACUCCUCUACAUAUUUACCCGAGAAUAUCUUGGUGGACAAACCUAACGAUCAGUCUUCCAGGUGGUCUUCGGAGAGCAACUACCCUCCUCAGUUUUUAAUCUUGAAAAUGGAAAGGCCGGCUAUUGCUCAGAGCAUCACCUUUGGAAAGUAUGAAAAGACUCAUGUCUGCAACCUGAAGAAGUUUAAAGUCUUUGGUGGCAUGAGUGAAGAGAACAUGACAGAACUUUUGUCCAGUGGCCUUAAGAAUGACUACAACAAGGAAACCUUCACCUUAAAGUACAAGAUUGAUGAGCAGAUGUUUCCCUGCAGAUUUGUCAAAAUAGUUCCUCUGAUGUCCUGGGGUCCUAGUUUCAAUUUUAGCAUCUGGUACAUUGAGCUGCAUGGUGUUGAAGAUCCUGAUGUGGUGCAACCCUGUCUUAACUGGUAUAGCAAGUACAGAGAACAGGAAGCCAUUCGCCUUUGCCUCAAGCACUUCAGGCAGCAUAACUACACAGAAGCCUUUGAGUCGCUCCAGAAAAAAACUCGGAUAGCACUAGAGCACCCAAUGCUCACUCACUUACAUGACCGGCUGGUGCUACAAGGAGACUUUGAUGCCUGUGAGGAACUCAUUGACAAAGCUGUGAGAGAUGGCUUAUUUAAUCAGUAUAUCAGCCAGCAGGAGUACAAGCCGAGGUGGAGUCAGAUCAUUCCGAAAUGCAACAAAGGGACAAGUGUCCCAGAAAUCAACCGAGAUGAUAUGAGCGGUGAGAUCCACUAUUCAAGUGAGAAGUCUUCCCAAUCUAUCAAUCAAAUAUGUGACGGCGAUGACAACAGACCAGGAAUGAGGGGAGGACAUCAAAUGGUCAUUGACGUUCAGACUGAGACCGUGUACCUGUUUGGGGGCUGGGAUGGCACACAAGACCUGGCUGACUUCUGGGCUUACAGUGUUCAAGAGAACCAGUGGGCUUGCAUCUCCAGAGACACUGAGAAAGAGAAUGGGCCAAGUGCACGAUCCUGCCACAAGAUGUGCGUUGACUCUCAGCGGCGUCAAAUCUACACACUAGGCCGAUACCUGGACUCCAGCGUAAGGAACAGCAAGUCUUUGAAGAGCGACUUUUACUGCUAUGACAUUGAUGCAAACACCUGGACACUUCUCAGCGAGGACACGUCUGCUGACGGAGGGCCAAAGUUGGUGUUUGACCACCAGAUGUGCAUGGACUCAGAGAAGCACAUGAUCUACACAUUCGGUGGUCGGAUUCUGACAUGUAAUGGCAGUGUGGAGGACAGCCGGACAUCAGAACCUCAGUUCAGUGGCCUGUAUGCCUACCAUUGCCAGGCAGGAACAUGGAACCUCCUGCGGGAAGACUCGUGUAAUGCUGGGCCAGAAGAUAUCCAGUCCCGGAUUGGACAUUGCAUGCUCUUCCACACUAGAAACCGCUGUCUGUAUGUGUUCGGAGGUCAGAGGUCAAAGACUUACCUCAAUGAUUUCUUUAGCUAUGAUGUGGAUGGAGACCAUGUAGAGAUCAUAUCUGAUGGCACCAAGAAGGACUCGGGCAUGGUGCCAAUGACAGGCUUUACCCAGAGAGCCACCAUCGACCCUGACCUCAAUGAGAUCCAUGUUCUCUCUGGCCUCAGUAAAGACAAGGACAAACGUGAGGAGAAUGUUCGCAACUCUUUCUGGAUCUAUGACAUCGCCCGCAACAACUGGUCAUGUGUGUAUAAGAACGAUCAGGCAGUGAAAGAAAACCAGAGCAAGGCUGUGCAGGAGGAGGAGCCAUGUCCACGCUUUGCACAUCAGCUUGUAUAUGAUGAGAUGCACAAGGUGCAUUACCUGUUUGGUGGAAACCCUGGGAAGUCCUGUUCUCCUAAAAUGCGAUUGGACGACUUCUGGUCCCUCAAACUGUGUCGGCCUUCUAAGGAGUAUCUGCUCCGUCACUGCAAAUACCUCAUCAGGAAAUACAGGUUUGAGGAGAAAGCCCAGUCAGAGCCACUAACUGCACUGAAAUAUCUUCAAAAUGAUCUGUCGCUUACUGUGGACCACACAGACCCUGAUGAGACCAAAGAGUUUCAGCUCCUGCCCUCAGCUCUCUUCAAGUCUGGCUCUGACUUCAUCCCUCUGGGUUUCUCAGACGUGGACCAGACAUACGCUCAGCGGACUCAGCUCUUUGAUAUGCUUGUCAACUUUUUCCCGGAUAGUAUGACCCCACCAAAGGGCAACCUGGUAGACCUGAUCACCCUCUAACCCCUCCUGCCUCUGACAUCCCCCUCCGUACCCCAUCACAUCACCCACUGGACUGACUGAACCCAACCCAUGCACCUGAUGGGACAGAGGAAACACAGACCUGUUAUUUUUCUAUUCCUGAACUUAGCUUGUGGGAGUAAACUUGAUGUGGAUCAUCCCCACCUCUAACACACUGACUUGCUGCUGUCAGGCUGCAUUAAUGCUGGUGAUGGUUAUAAACACACACACACACAUUGUAUAAGCAGACUUCCACGAUAGUUUGAAGUUUGUUUUUCCCAGUUUUACUUGAAUAUUUCUGCAAUUUUUUUCCACAAGCCCAUCAUAACCAAACAAAGCCAAAACAGUUUUUGUCUGACUUGUUUUUUUGUUCCCAGAAAAGUUUUGACCAAAUAGGGUAUUUCCACUCAUUUGUUUUUAGUCGUGUUUCUUUGAAUGUUCCUCCUGAAAAGGAUAAUUCACAGAAAAAAAAUAAAAACUCAAUCAUUAUCUAGUCACCACGAGGUUGAUGGAAGGGUAGGUGAAGUUUUGAGUCCACAAAACACUUCUGGAGUUUCAGGGGGUAAACAGCAUUGCAGCCAAAUCCAAUACAAUUGUAGUUAAUGUUGACCACUUCUUCACAUAGAAAACAACAUAAAAGGCCUCCGUCCUGCUCCUGUGGUGUCAUCCAAAUAUCUGUUAGCCCCAACAUCAAACUUUUAAUCGAAAGGGCAUCAUUUAAACUGUUUUUGGCGUAAAUGUCCUUUGACAUCCUCCACUGGAGCCACAUUUGCACAAACACACACUGCACACAAGCUCUCUUCCAAGGUUGCCUAUGGUAGCAUCGCUAGUUCAGGUAGAAUUGAGACUUCCGGUAGCAAACAUUUUGUCACCACAUAACAAUAUGGGGACUUUUUGUGUUUUUUCUGUUGUUUUUUACAUUUGAUGAGGUCAGUCCACAGUUACUUAAAUUGUAUUGGAUUUUGCUGCAACACGGUUUAUCCCUGAAACUCCAAAAGUGUUUUGUGGUCUCUUAAUACCUUGGAUCAUGAGUCAAUUUGUAUUUUUCUGUGAACUAUACCUGUAGGCUUUAUGUGCUAAAGCAUAAGAUGAUUUAUGUUCAGGCCAGUUGUAAAGUCAAGAAGCCAGUUAAAUGCAAAUUCAUGGGUGUUUAAUUCAUUUUAAGACAGGACAGAAAUCAUUUAAUAGGAAAUAAUUGUAUUUAUUUAAUCUAACUUAAUGUCAGCUUUCAUUUUCAUGAUUUCUGUAACACAUGCCCCCAUUUAUAACAGAGAGACUGACGAGGUGCAACAAGGUAUUGUUUGAACAAAAUUGGACUGGUUCUAAGAGAUAAAGUUUAAUAUAUAUCAAAAUAUACAUUUAUAUUGGUUCUGGGUGUUUUCCUUGUAAAAUUUCUUUCCUCAGUCAUUCAUGGAAAGAAGCUCAACUAUUAGAUGUCUAAUGUUGUACAAAAUAUGUAAAUAUACAUGUAAGAUUAUUUUCAAAGAUUCUUGGAUUGUACAGAUCCUAUGCUGGUUCAUGCUCUUCCUUGUCCCUCUUUAUCAUAAACUGCGUCUGCAUACAGUUA